AACAAAUUUGGAAAGAUGGCAUCUGGUGCGGCAAGCUUGGGGAAUUUGUCGGGGAAGGUGGCUCUGAUCACAGGGGCUAGCUCAGGGAUAGGAGCAGCCACAGCUAUAUUGUUCUCGCGUCUUGGGGCACAACUGGCUCUCACCGGGCGUAAAGAAGACAACCUGAAGAGGGUGGCAUCAGAAUGUGAACAAGGUGGUUCUAAGCCAUUCUUAUUUGUUGGUGAUAUGGCCAAGGAAGAAGACACCAAAGCACUCGUUGAACAGACAGUCAAACAAUUUGGGAAACUACAUGUUCUGGUGAACUGUGCUGGCAUUAUAGAACUAGGUACAAUAGAGAACACCUCCCUAGAGCAGUUUGAUCGCAUGUUUAAUAUCAAUGUCAGGUCCGUGUAUCAUCUUACCAUGCUUGCUGUGCCGUAUUUGAUUCAAACUAAAGGCAGUAUUGUUAAUGUUUCCAGUGUGAAUGGGUUGAGAUCUUUUCCUGGGGUAUUGUCAUACUGUAUGUCCAAGAGCGCUGUGGACCAGUUCACUCGCUGUACAGCACUAGAACUGGCCCCAAAACAAGUACGAGUAAAUAGUGUGAAUCCUGGGGUCGUGGUCACAGAGUUACAAAAGAGAGGAGGGUUAAAUGAUGAGGCGUAUGCCAAGUUCCUGGAGCGUUCCAAAGAGACACAUGCCUUGGGUCGUCCUGGACAGCCUGACGAGGUAGCCCGGACUAUUGCCUUCCUGGCCUCAGACGAUGCUUCCUUCAUCACCGGGGCGUGUUUACCAGUGGAUGGAGGCAGACAUGCUAUGUGUCCACGAUAAACCCAGCAACGGCUCACGAGUGCUCAAAUGUCACUACGAUCAGCACUUUUUGUUUGGAUUAUUUUUCAGAUCACUGUGAAGCAAAAUUGUAAACGGAACUAAAUUUGAGGCGAAUGUGUUUUUUGAAAUGUGAUUGAUUUGCCCAUUUUAUUAAUUAUCAGUUUUUUUUUUAAUACAUCGGUCCUAUGUAAAGUUUUUGGGACAAUAUUGUUAAACGGGAGCUAUGUAGUCAGUCCUCAGAUUUAAACACAGCACCUGCUAUAUAGUUACGUAUUUGUUUUUAGAAAAGUUGCUUUUAACGCUCCUUCAACACCCAGAUUUUCAAACAAUAUGGCCAGGAACCAGUGACAUGGUCGUAAGGACGACACUCAGUAAAAAGCUCCUUCCACCAUAAUGCUGGUCGCCGUCUAUAAGUGAAAUAUUUUCCAGUUAAAUAAAUGAAGAAAAGGGUUACACUGUGUAGAUCGAGUUCCCACAUGUUUAGGCGAGGCUUUGAUGUUGAGUUAGCCCUGAAAAGGAUUACCCAUUCUCCCAUUUCACACCUACAGCGCUCAUGAUAACGCCCCCACCCCGCUGGCGUAAAGCCGCAAAUCCUAUCCGAAAUGAUAGCACAGUUGGUAGAGCAUCCGCUUCGGGACCGGUAGAUCCAGGAUCAAUCCUUGAUCAAGUCACACCUAAGACUUUAAAAGAGGAAGUUGUAACUUCCUCGCUUGGCGUUCAGCAUGAAGGGGAUAGUGCAACGACUGGUUGACCCGUAUCAGUAUAAUGGCUAGGGCGGGGCGCCUUACUUGCCUUCGGUAAGUCGUCUCAGUGAAGCAGCACUAAAUAAAAGAACGGUGGAAAUCCGUCCUGCAACAAGGAGGCACAUUACACGUACAUGCACCCUAAUGAUUCCUUCGUCGUCAUAUGACUGAAAAAUUGCUGAGUACGACGUUGAACCCCAAGCACUCACUCACCCCUAUCCGAAAUAAUAGAAGAAUUACGGUAGGCCCCUACAUCUGGUCCUGUCAGCGAAAUAAAACUGUUAUCUGUUGAGAUAGCGUUAGGUUCUUUUUUAUUUUAUUCAGUUGAAUCAAGUUACAUGAGUUUGUACAUAUUCAAGGAUUUUUUUCAUUUAACAGAAAAUAAAACAAUUUCAUAUAUUUGUCUUGUAUGAAGUGCCAAUAAAGUGAAUCUAAAAAUAA
Messenger RNA from Liolophura sinensis, 1991 nucleotides. RefSeq names its product 3-oxoacyl-[acyl-carrier-protein] reductase FabG-like. The record is from RefSeq and is a predicted model, not a curated record. The coding region runs from base 16 to 807 and encodes 263 amino acids. Lineage: Eukaryota; Metazoa; Mollusca; Polyplacophora; Chitonida; Chitonidae. Gene Ontology annotation, molecular function: oxidoreductase activity. The transcript is spliced from 9 exons.